Molecule: messenger RNA, 1875 nt
Organism: Prorocentrum cordatum
Lineage: Eukaryota; Dinophyceae; Prorocentrales; Prorocentraceae
Source: the annotation of a GenBank genome assembly
AUGCAGGUGGUAUUGGAGGCGAUGGGUGGGUUGUUGUUCCGCUAUUGGGGGCUGCCGAAGGCUAAGAAGGGAGCGGACAACGACGCUGGCGAGGUCGCGGAGAAGAAGGCCGCCCUCGACAGAGCGUGGGAUUUCGUGCAGGCGGAGGCCCCCCGCGGAAAUUUCGACGGCCAGAGGGUCCUGUGGUUGGAGCACCAGUACGUGGACCCUGACUCCCCCAUCUACAACAUGAAGCGGGAGUUCGUGAACAGCUUGAUGAAGUGCAUCGCGGACCGCGACCAUUUCGCGACCAAGGAGGACUACUACCCGCUCCUGAAGCCAGACAUCCGCAAGGAGUACCAGCCGAUGACGAACGGGAUCUUGAAGACGCUGAUGGGGAACACGCUGCUUACGAUCGGGGAGGCUGGCUUCGGGAAGACACCCUUCAUGUACAUCUGUGCCAUGGCGACUGCGAGGCACAAUGCAGACGUCGCUAAUGAACGCCACCCAGGUCGUGCCAAGGCUGCUGUUCGGGUAUCCGCAGAGAUGGACUUCUUCCGCGGGGAGGUCGGGGAGCCCUGGGCGCCCUGCAUCUUCGACGACGGCGACCUCGCAGAUCAGCGGCCUCGCGUCCCCAAGGCCUUCUUUGACCCCACGCAGGCUGAGGCCAUGACCUACGUGCGCUGGGGGGCCGCGAAGUUCGUGCGCGGCCAAGCGAGGCGGCUGGCGAAGUCGAAGUUUGGCGGUGACAACGAAUACAAUGCCAGCGCUGAACCAAAUGGCGAGGAGUGGGGGCUCGCGGCGACGUCGCCCGAUGCUGCAAAGCGGACCACUGCCAUCUUGGUGGACAUGAUUCGGCCCGCCUUCCCUAAGGGUAUGUCCGAGAGCAACUUAGGGGCCAUGCUCAAGCGGUGCAACGUCGCCCUGAACACGCAGCACUCGUUCUUCUUCAGGCCCGCUGGCAAGGACUCGGUCGUUGAGAAGUUGCCCCUCAUGAGCAGCUACAUCACGGCCGAGGCGGGCAAGAUCUUGAUGCGGUUCCUCAGGCGCAAGAAGCGCCGCGACCAGGAGGAGUACGACAGGCUCCUCGCCUUUGAGAAGAAGGAGGUGCUCCAGCUCAUGGCCGAGUCGCGCGCAGCAGCGGGCGCGGGCGACGGUGGCGGGGACGGCGCCGAUGGCGCCGCCGCCGCGAGCAGCGCCCCAGCCGGUGCCGCGGCGCCGCGGGAGGCAGGCGUGGCGGGCGGCGUGGAGACCGCGCCCAACGACGGCGGGAUGUCCGACCGCGGCGGCGGCGGCGCCGACGCGCGGGCCGUCUCCGCGGACGAGGAGGACGUGUUCGGCUUCGGCGGCGGCAUGGGGGAGCCCGAGCCGACGCCCCCCAGACAGCUGACGGCCGCGCGGGACGUCCGCGUGAAGGAGAUCAUCAACGCCGAGGCCGACACGCUCAUGAUGGUGCCGUGGCAGGCGGGUGCUGCUCCUGGAUCGAGCGGCGACGGGGGGGCGCCGAGUGGCGCGGCUGCGCCCGCGGACCCCGCGCCCGCCAAGCAGCCCCCGAUCGUCGGCUGCCACGGUGCGCUCUCGGAUGAGGACCAUCGGGAGCAGGUGGCGAUCUUUCGCAGCCUAGCCAAGGCCCACCACGGCGCGCACGAGAACCUGGCAACUCCGCCGCGGAAGACCAGGAAGACGGGUCUGGCCUGCGGCGGGCCGCUCUCCCCCGUGGACAUCCAGGAGCAGCAGGCGAUUUUCGCACCCAUUGUGGCGCAGGCACACGGCGAGACCCUCGUGGUGGACGACGAUGGCGUCGACUUGGAUGCCGAAAUGGAGACGCUCCUCGAUGACAUCGAGGCGGAGCGCGUUGGCGGCGCGAGCCAGCUUCCGGGUGACCAGACGGACUGA